Molecule: messenger RNA, 1050 nt
Organism: Lottia gigantea (owl limpet)
Lineage: Eukaryota; Metazoa; Mollusca; Gastropoda; Lottiidae
Exons: 8
Coding region: 8-979 (323 amino acids)
Molecular function (GO): hydrolase activity
Source: RefSeq, a predicted model, not a curated record
GCAAAAAAUGGGUGACAUAACAAGUUGGGGGGAGGCAGGCCAAAAAUAUAAAAUACACCCAGAAACUUUGGAUUAUUUCAAGAUUUUAAGUGAUGAAGGAUAUAAACCUCUUGUAGAAUUAACUGUCGAAGAAGCACGGCAGGUUUCCGAAGAAAGGUCAGAGAGAUUUGCAGGAACCAUUGAUUUUGAUGGAAACGAAAAGCAAUACGUUUGUCCUUCACCUUACAGUAAAGAUGGGAUUCCCAUAGACGUCUACACACCAAGGGGGUUUAUUCCCUCCUCUUCAAUACUGGUUUAUUUUCAUGGUGGUGGAUUAGUGAUUGGUAGCAGGAAAACUGUCAAAACAUUAUGUCAGAUUUUAGCAAGAGAUGGAGAAUGUAUCGUGGUGAAUGUAGAAUACAGAAUGGGACCUGAACAUAAAGCACCAGCUUUUUUCCAAGAUGCUAACACAGUCUUAAGAUGGAUCAAACUCAAUAAAGGUCUUCUAGGUGCUCUUUGUACCAGUAAAAUAGGUGUUAUGGGUGAUAGUGGUGGUGGUCAAAUAGCAGCUACGGUCUGUUAUGAUGUCCUAGGUAUUGACUAUCAGAUAUUGAUAUACCCAAUGACGGAUCUGGCCUGUUCUCUCCCAUCUUUUGAAGAAUUUGCAUCAACUCCGGGUUUAAACCAAGCCGCCAUAGACUGGUUUACUGAAAGAGCGUUUAAAAGUGAAGAAGAUAGGAAAAAACCAGAUUAUAAUCCAGGUUUACAACUUAAACAGCGUACUCUACCCACAACGUUGAUUAUCAUAGCACAAUUAGAUCCGCUCAGAGACUGUGGUUUUGCUUAUAGAAACAAAUUAAAUGAUGCCGGUGUAUCAGCUACAACAGUUCUUAUUAAAGGUGCACCACACGGAUACUAUCAUUUACCAGGUCAUUUUAGAGAAUUAUUUGCACAAGCCAAUAAACAUGUUAUACCAUUUAUUAAAUUGUUCAAUUCAUGAUGCUAUAGUUAAGGUUAUCUUUGGUUCUGUAUUUAUUGUAUGCUAUUUUUGAUAAAUUAAUCUAUAUCAAC